UGUAAAAUUGAUAUGGCAUGUCUAAGCCAUAGUAGCUCAAUAAUUAAUGCCAAAUGUUGGCUUUUUAAUGGCAGAUGCCAAAUCCUUGCAUUCCAAGAGUUUUCGAUCCGCUCUGUUGGGAAAGAGAGGAGUGGGUGGUAAACCUUGACUGGCAGAGAUGCAGGUGUCCUAUCCUUGCCGGUUUCGAUGCUCGACAUAGUACUAUUGUAUACUUCAAAUAAAUUUCAUAUUAGUCUGUUAAAUCAUUUUAAAUAUGACAUUCUCUAUUUCUAGUAAUAAUACACAUAAAAUCACGUGAUGGAAAAGAGGUUCAGAUUACAUUCCCAUGUCAACCGCAGCUGAAAGAAAAAGACAUUCGAAUCACACUCCACUUUAAAGACCUCUUGAAAUCCCCGAACCAAAUCUUAAUGUACAUCAACUGCAAACUGGUGGGGAACGAGACCAGCUCAGUUCCCAUCAGGGAGGGGCUGGUAGGAUCUCAGCGACAGCAAAUAAAUCCUAGAUUCUGGUUUUAUGUUGGAAAAGAUGUAAGACAUAUUCUCCAGAAUCAGGGAUGCCCAGUCAGCUUCCCCACUCAGGAACCACCCUCUAGAAAUUCUCAUAAUACUAUUGUUCGAGUGGUAGUACCACCACGCCCAAAACCAGACCUCGACAAAGACAAAACAUCAUCCAAGGAUAGAACGGGCCAUGUUAAAACUCCCAGGGAACCUCUUCCGGAAAGUCGACACAGGUUAACACUUCCGGAUUCUAAAGCCAUACCCAUUGAUUCUAGAGAAGUCCAUCUAUUGUCGACUUCCCUGAGAACACUCACUUCCGCCGUUAUGCAACUGCAGCGACAGAUAACGAUACAGGGCCAAGAGACACGUUACCUGAGAGAAGUCUUGAGUCGCUGUGAUAUGUGUAGAGGGCACACUGGCCAACCAACAGAGACGUAUCACCGAGAGAGAAUUUUGACUUGCCAGGACAAGCCAUGCUACGAUAACGUGCAAUGUGAGGAUACCUCACGUGGAUACCGGUGUGGGAGGUGCCCAGAAAACUUCACAGGAGACGGAAUCACAUGUGUUCCUAAAGUCACGUGUGAACAGAAGCCUUGUUUUGGAGAUGUACCGUGUACGGAAACAGUGGACGGAGUCCAGUGUGGUCAGUGUCCAGCAGGAGUGAUAGGCGACGAAUCACGGAAUGGGUGUCAAGACGAGACAAGAACGUGCCAGUCCAGACCCUGUUUUCCAGGAGUCACCUGCGUUGACACUAUGUACGGGUACGAGUGUGGAGAUUGUCCGACCGGCAUGCAGGGAAACGGGACUGCCGAUGGAUGUGUUCAGUCCCCAGACAGUUGUGAAAGUCUUCCGUGUUUUGAUGGAGUUCUUUGUAUUGAUAUCGAUGACGGAUAUCAGUGCGGUCCCUGUCCACCAGGCAUGACGGGAAAUGGAACAAAGUCUGGCUGCCACCCCAUUGGUUGUGAUUUAAAUCCUUGUUUUGCGGGAGUGGAGUGUGUAGACUCCCCUAAUGGAUAUCAGUGUUCGUCGUGUCCUGGGGGAUAUAAAGGGAACGGGACGCAUUGCACGGAUAUUGACGAGUGUAGAGUACAUAACCCAUGCAGUUUCAUGACGGAAUGCGUGAAUUUAAUUCCUGGAUAUAAGUGUACAAGCUGCCCCUCUGGAUAUUCCGGAAAUGACGUGUCUGGAGUCGGUAUAGAGGGCCUGAAAGCCGUACAGCAGGCUUGUGAAGACGUUAAUGAAUGUGAAGACGGAAAUAAUGGAGGCUGUGUGGAUUAUUCUCACUGCACAAAUACACCCGGAUCUUUUGUAUGUGGGGAGUGCUUUGAUGAUUUUGUCGGUAACCAGACAGUUGGAUGUCGAGAGAUGAAGACCCUCUGUCCAGACGGAGUGAGAGAGUGUCACAAACAUGCCAUGUGUGUCAUGGGAAUAUCGGGGUAUGACUGUCAGUGCCGAAUUGGAUAUGCUGGUAAUGGGGAAUACUGCGCCAAAGACAACGAUCUGGAUGGCAUGCCCAACAUCGGGCUUCGUUGUAAAGAAUACAGAUGCUCAAGAGAUAACUGCCGAGAUGUUCCAAAUAGUGGUCAAGAGGAUGUUGACCUGGAUGGAAUUGGAGAUGCUUGUGAUGAAGACAUUGAUGGAGAUGGGAUCGUUAAUAAUCCAGACAACUGCCCGUAUAUAGCAAAUCCUGGUCAGGAAAACACAGACGAAGGAGAAAAGGACAAUCAUGGAGAUUCUUGUGAUAACUGUCCUAGUGUACCCAACACCGACCAGCUCGAUACGGACAAGGACGGCGUUGGCGACGCCUGUGACCCUGAUAUAGAUAAUGACGGAAUUUUGAACGACAAGGACAAUUGUCCUAAAGUGGCUAACCCUGACCAGGAUGAUGGGGAUGAAGACGGCAUCGGGGAUCUGUGUGACAACUGUCCCUUUCUGGCGAAUAAAUUACAGAACGAUUCUGACCAUGACUCUAUCGGCGACAUCUGUGACACGAACGAAGACGAAGACAGUGAUGGAAUACAAGACAAUUACGACAACUGUGAGUUUGUUCCAAACGCUGACCAGUUGGACACAGAUGAGGAUAAUAUCGGCAAUGUUUGUGAUGAAGAUGAUGACAAUGACGGGAUAGAUGAUGAUGACGAUAACUGCCCUCUCGUAUCAAACCCUGACCAGGUCGACACGGAUGGUGAUGGAUACGGUGACGCCUGCGUAGAUGAUACUGAUGGAGAUGGAUUUGCUGAUGUGGAGGACGUUUGUCCGGAACAUAAAGAUAUCCAUUCCACUGACUUCCGGUCUUUCCAGACAAUUCUGUUGGAUCCAGUUGGGGAUUCUCAAAUAGACCCGGAGUGGCUGAUUUUAAAUCAGGGAGCAGAAAUAGUUCAAACAAAG
Molecule: messenger RNA, 2885 nt
Organism: Saccostrea cuccullata (small rock oyster)
Lineage: Eukaryota; Metazoa; Mollusca; Bivalvia; Ostreida; Ostreidae
Product: cartilage oligomeric matrix protein-like
Exons: 18
Biological process (GO): cell adhesion
Cellular component (GO): extracellular region
Molecular function (GO): calcium ion binding
Source: RefSeq, a predicted model, not a curated record